This is a messenger RNA of Musa acuminata subsp. malaccensis (wild Malaysian banana), 2497 nucleotides long. RefSeq names its product glutamine--tRNA ligase. The record is from RefSeq and is a predicted model, not a curated record. Gene Ontology annotation, molecular function: ATP binding; glutamine-tRNA ligase activity. Lineage: Eukaryota; Viridiplantae; Streptophyta; Magnoliopsida; Zingiberales; Musaceae. Gene Ontology annotation, cellular component: cytosol; cytoplasm. Gene Ontology annotation, biological process: translation; glutaminyl-tRNA aminoacylation.
UCUCAUUCUCUUGGUCGUUUCGCCAUCGGCGAGAAGCGGGCGGCGGAGGCCAGCGCGACGAUGGCGGUAGGGGAUGGCGACGCCAAGCCGCUGGACCUGUUCCUGUCCAUCGGUUUGGACAGGCGGACGGCGGAGGGUGCCCUCGUUAACCAGAGGGUCACCUCCAACCUCACCGCCGUCAUCAAGGAGGCAGGUGUUGAUGGAUGCAGCAAGACGAUAGGAAACCUUCUUUACAUGGUUGCGACCAAGUUCCCUGCAAAUGCACUCAUUCACCGGCCCACUUUAGUCCAGUACAUUGUCUCAUCGAAGAUAAAGAAUCCUGCCCAACUUGAUGUAGCUUUGUUAUUUGUUGGGGCAUUUGGCCCUGAAAGCUUCAGUUUGGAUGAAUUUGAACAAGCUUGUGGUGUAGGAGUUGAUGUUUCUGUUGAAGAAAUUCAUUCAACAGUUGCUGCAGUUCUGGAAGAAAAUAUGGAUGCUAUAUUGGAACAUCGCUAUCAUAUUAAUGUUGGCAAUCUAUGUGGGCAAGUCAGAAAACAACAACCGUGGGCUAAUGCCAAAAUUGUUAAGGAGGUGAUUGAUGAGAAGCUUCAUCGGAUACUUGGGGAAAGAACAGCAGAAGAUGAUAAAAAGCCUUUGAAAAAGCAGCAACAAAAAAUUGUUAAAAUUGAGGAACAAACAGAUGGAGCAAUCACACCUGUCCUAACAUUGGAAGAGGAAGUUAAUCCUUUCUUGAUAUUUCCAGAACCAGCAGAGAACUAUAAGGUUCAUACAGAGAUUUUCUUUAGUAAUGGAGAUAUCUGGAGGGCUCACAAUACAAAGGAGAAACUAGAGAGACAUCUUAAGGUUACUGGCGGGAGGGUUUUCACUCGCUUCCCUCCUGAACCUAAUGGAUAUUUACACAUUGGUCAUGCUAAGUUAUAUCUUCAGGCACUGUUUAUCAAUUUUGGUUUGGCAGAAGAGAGGGGUGGAUCAUGUUACUUAAGAUUUGAUGAUACCAACCCUGAUGUCGAAAAAAGAGAAUACAUUGAUCAUAUCCAAGAAAACAUCCAAUGGAUGGGUUGGCAGCCUUUCAAGGUUACCUAUACCAGUGACUAUUUCCAAGAACUCUAUGAUCUAGCAGUCAAGCUGAUACACAAAGGUCUAGCUUAUGUUGAUCAUCAGAGCCCUGAAGAAGUCAAGGAGUAUAGAGAAAAGAAAAUGAACAGCCCAUGGAGGGAUAGACCUAUAGCAGAAUCAUUGAAGUUGUUUGAAGACAUGAGGCAGGGCUUCAUUGAUGAGGGCAAGGCAACAUUAAGGCUAAAGCAAGAUAUGCAGAGUCAUAACAAAAAUAUGUAUGAUUUGAUAGCAUAUCGUAUUAAGUUUACUGCUCAUCCUCGAGUUGGUGAGAAGUGGUGUAUAUAUCCUAGUUAUGACUAUGCUCACUGCAUUGUGGAUUCUCUCGAAAACAUUACGCAUUCACUAUGUUCUCUUGAGUUUGAGAUCCGCCGUCCUUCGUACUACUGGUUAUUACUAGCUCUUGAACUUUACCAGCCAUAUGUCUGGGAAUAUUCACGUCUAAAUGUUUCAAAUACGAUGAUGUCUAAGCGUAAGUUGAACCGUCUAGUGAAGGAGAAGUGGGUAGAUGGCUGGGAUGAUCCUCGUUUAAUGACACUAGCUGGAUUACGUCGCCGAGGAGUGUCUUCUACAGCAAUUAAUUCUUUCAUACGAGGACUUGGAAUUACAAGAAGUGGUAAUAGUAUGAUACGUGUUGAUCACCUUGAACAUCACAUUAGAGAAGAACUCAACAAAACUGCACCUCGAACUAUGGUUGUUUUGCGUCCUCUCAAGGUGGUUAUCACAAAUCUUGAUUCUGGAUUGAUAAUGAAUCUUGAUGUGAAGAUGUGGACUGAUGUUUCGUCAGAUGAUGUUUCUUCUAAUUACAAGGUUCCAUUUACAAGUGUUGUUUAUAUUGAACAGUCAGAUUUUCGCCUUAAUAAUUCAAAAGACUACUACGGGCUUGCGCCUGGUAAAUCUGUUCUCCUCAGAUAUGCUUUCCCUAUAAAGUGCACAGAAGUUAUCCAUGGAGAUAGUGACACUAUCUUUGAGAUCCAUGCUGAGUAUGAUCCCUCAAAGAAAAUAAAGCCAAAGGGUGUUCUCCAUUGGGUUGCUCAACCUUCUCCUGGUGUUGAUCCUCUGAAGGUGGAGGUGAGGUUAUUUGAAAAAUUAUUCCUUUCAGAGGACCCGGCCGAGUUGGAGGACUGGUUAUCUGAUCUGAAUCUGCACUCGAAGGAGGUUAUUCCAGAAGCAUAUGCAGUUCCAUCUCUUGCUAAUGCUGUGUUAGGAGACAGGUUUCAGUUUGAGAGGCUCGGCUACUUUGCUGUGGAUCCAGAUUCUACCCCAAGUAAGCUGGUCUUCAACAGAACCACUACACUUCGGGAUUCAUAUUCCAAAGGUGCGUGCAAGUAAAUCACACCUCCAUAGAUAUAUAUACCCACUGUUUAUGGAUUUACCUAUAAAC